Molecule: messenger RNA, 508 nt
Organism: Eimeria tenella
Lineage: Eukaryota; Apicomplexa; Conoidasida; Eucoccidiorida; Eimeriidae
Product: Uba1 gene product-related, related
Exons: 4
Molecular function (GO): ubiquitin-like modifier activating enzyme activity
Source: RefSeq, a predicted model, not a curated record
CAACUACAGCAUCGGCAGCUGCAGCAGAGAAAAGGCGCAGCAAAUAGCGGGGCGGAUAGUGCCGGCGUUGGCCACAACAACAGCAGCAGUAACGGGGCUGGUGGCUCUGGAGCUGCUGAAGCUUGCUGCUGCUGCUGCGCGCUGCUGCAGCAGCUACAAGAACGCCUUCCUCAACCUCGCGCUCCCGCUGCUGCUCUUCUCGGAGCCCAUGCCCCCCAUUCGCCACGUCGACAAGGACUACGACCCCAUUGCCGGAGGGCCCGUCAGAGCCAUUCCCCAGGGGUUUACUUGCUGGGACAAGAUCGAAGUCGAUAUUCCGAACUGCCGCGUCAAGGACUUGGUGAUGUUUCUGGAAAAGAAAUUUAAUGUCUCUGAGCAGCAGCAGCUGCUGGCUCGGCUGCUGCGAAUGCUGCAGCCACGCAAAAGCAGCAGAAACACUACCUCCUUUUCGCCGUUUCUCCUACUUGUGCUGCUGCUCUAUAGCAGCAGCAGCAGCAACAGCAAUUGA